UUUCUGUUAGCUUCACAAAUAGAAAGUGAGAGAGGAUUGAUUUGCGUCGUAGCGAUUCUCGGAUUAAAAAAGUCGCCGCCGGAGAAUCUGAGCUCUCGCCGAUCGUCUUCCCCCGCCGAAAUUUUUGUGCUUUUCCCGACGAUUCGUUGCGGUCUUAUCCUCUCUCUCUCUCUCCAUCUCUCCAAUUUUGAAUUUUCCGACACUUGUCAAGUGAUAAUUUCUACGGCAAGACACGAGUUUUGCUUAGUUUUCUGGUAAUAAGAAUCAGUUACUGCUUCACCCUCCUUGUAAAGGUUUAGACUUUAAACGAAUAGAGUAGUUUUGAGUGAGAGAACGUUUUGGUAGAAGAGAGGUGUGUAAAAUGGGAGACAUGACUUGGGUUGAAGAGGGCACUAGCCACUUGACUAGCUCAAGGAAAAGGAAAGCUAGAGCUAAGCGUUUCGAGUUCAUAGGAUGGGGUUCAAGACAACUCAUCGAGUUUCUUCACUCUCUCGGCAAAGACACAACCACCAAGAUCUCUAGAUUCGAGGUUAGCGAGGCUAUCUCAAGGUACAUUGCUGAGAACGGUCUCAUAGAUUCCUCAAACAAGAAGAAAGUCGCGUGUGACCAUAGGCUGAUGUCGCUUUUCGGGGCUAAGACGAUACUGAGGAUCAAGGUCUAUGAUCUACUGGAGAAGCAUUACGAGGAGAAUCAGGAUGAUGCGGAUUUUGAUUAUCUGUACGAGGAUGAGGCGCAGAUUGUGAGCCGUUCGGAGAAGGUGGUUAAGAUAAGGAAGGUUGUUGAGAAGAAGCCUAGAGGUAUUUUUGCGAAGAUGGUGAGUGAGAAUGUUAAGAUGGUCUACUUGAGGAAGAGUUUGGUUCAGGAGCUGGUCGAGAAGUCUCAGGAGGCCUUUGAGGGUAAAGUGUUGGGGAGUUUUGUGAGGAUUAGGUCUGACCCUAAUGAUUAUCUUCAGAAGAAUCCUUAUCAGCUUGUUCAGGUCACAGGCGUGAAGAAGGAGCCUGGGACUGAUGGUUUUCUUCUUCAGGUUACUAAUUGUGUAAAAGACGUUUCUAUCUCUAUGCUAUCUGAUGAUGAUUUCUCCAAGGAGGAAUGUGAAGAUUUGCAUCAGAGAAUAAAGAACGGUUCUCUUAAGCAGCCCACAAUUGUGGAGAUGGAAGAAAAGGCUCGAAGUUUACAUGAAGAUCAGACAAAACACUGGCUUGGAAGAGAACUGGCAUCGUUACAAAAGCGUAUUGCUCAAGCCACUGAGAAGGGAUGGCGAAGAGAGCUGUCUGAGUAUCUGGAAAAGAGGGAGCUUCUUCAGACUCCAGAAGAACAGUCCCGGCUACUCCGUGAACUUCCGGAAGUUAUUGGAGAGGAACUUGUACCAAACCCUGAAGCGUCCCCUGAGGCUCAUAAGAGUUGUGACAACGAACAACGAUUGAGCGAAUCUCCAAUAUCAAGCAUCCAAGAAACCCCAGAAGUCCGCAACCUCUUUGGUGGAGACGAUCAGCAGUGUAAUAAUGGUUUUCUGAUGUCAAACACCAUCACAACUCCGGGAAUCACGUCUCAUGCGGUGGACUUGCCAACAUGGACUGCUUCUGCAGGUGAUGAAUCUCUUCAUAGAGAUGUAGAGCAGACAGCAAAUGGCAUCACCGGAGAAGAAGAAACGCCAACUAAAGAGCCUGACGUUUCUCAGCUUCAGUCAAGCACACCAGUAUUAAAUCAUAACAACGGAUCUCAAGCUCAACUGAAUCCAUCAGAGAUAAUAGAGCUUAGCGAUGGUGAUGAAGACGAGAACUGUGGUGAUGGAGAGACUCUAGACCCUACAGUUGAACAUGUUCAGGUUCUGAGCUCUCCUCCUCCCUCCGCUUGCCUAUCUGAAAAGAAAAGGAAAAGGGACAGGCGCACACCAUAUGAUAGAGAGAAGGCAAGCUGGCUAUACAAAGAUCCUCAAGGUGAUAUACAAGGACCUUUCUCUCUCACAGAACUCAAAGCUUGGAACGACGCAGAGUACUUCUACAAAGGCUUCAAGGUUUGGAUGACAGGACAGAGCGUGAGCUCUGCAGUUUUGCUAACCGAUGUUCUUCGUGGAGUUUUUUAGCUAAUGGAAGUACCUGAAGAGAGUGAAGACUAGAUUCAUUGAUCUUUAUUUGUCUUAAGAUUGCAAUAGGUUUUGGUUCUCCAUUUAAGUAAACUGCAAAUAAAAGAAAAACCAUAGUAGCAUUUUUAUGACCUUAAAGUUAAAGAGUCCAUGAGAUGAACAGAUUGCUGUUUUAUCAAACCAUAUUAUUCUGCAGA
Molecule: messenger RNA, 2280 nt
Organism: Brassica napus (rape)
Lineage: Eukaryota; Viridiplantae; Streptophyta; Magnoliopsida; Brassicales; Brassicaceae
Exons: 7
Coding region: 362-2083 (573 amino acids)
Molecular function (GO): protein binding; DNA binding
Source: RefSeq, a predicted model, not a curated record